Zychaea mexicana is the source of this 1208-nucleotide messenger RNA. RefSeq lists its product as uncharacterized. Lineage: Eukaryota; Fungi; Mucoromycota; Mucoromycetes; Mucorales; Lichtheimiaceae. The record is from RefSeq and is a predicted model, not a curated record. The transcript has a single exon. The coding region runs from base 184 to 1137 and encodes 317 amino acids.
GGCACCACCAACUGAUUGCUCACUCUUCAGCAUACUACGCAACAAAACAAAAACAAAUAACAAAAGAGGUCUACAAAGCUUUGUAAAACGGGAAUAGCAAAGGAAAGUUAUAAAUAUAGUGGUUAUUGGUAAAAAUGAGCUCAUCCAAACAUUCACUUUACUCUUUCUAAAAAAAAAGUAAUCAUGUUCCAUUACUCUAACGUCAGACGAACGCCGUCGUUGACAUUCCCUCCUCACCAACGUUACGAUUAUCACUGCUACGACAACAGUAUUCUAGUAGGCAAUCCAGAAAAUGAAUUGUUGUUGACAUCGGCCUUUGAUCCAAUGAUAUCGUUUGACCCCCAACAACAGCAACAGCAAAACCAGGAGCAGUCAUAUCAAAGAACGGCCCUGGGAACAAUAACACCACAAACGGUUUUGCCGGGUCAUGAUGUUGCUUCGGCCUACUAUGCCUGGAUGUGGGACUGUAGCAACACUCCUGGGUUGCACAGCAUUAAAAACGACAAUGCUGACCAGCAGCAGCACGUUGUCGAUCAUGGUACUUUUUUGGAAUAUGACAGCAGUAGCACGCUUAUCGAUAUGCUUUUGACAGCUGCUGCGUCAAACGGCGACGAUCCUUUACUUUCAUGCAUGCCAUCUGACGAGCCUUCACCGCCUUCAUCUACUAGCACGGAAGACCAUCAUCUUAACCACUAUCAACAGUCACCAGCUGCUAUCACUGAUGCUUCCACUGAGAAGAAGGCCGGAAAUGCUGUAUCGAAACAACGGCAGCAGUCUACAAAGAAAAGACGAAGCACAUCGAAUGCCCGGAUGGGAUACUGUCAACACCCAAAACAUUUGAACUAUCGCGAAGAAAACAAUUCAGCUGUCACGUGUACCAAAGCUGCCCUGACACCACGCCGUGGCCGUCCACCAAAGGGAACCAAGGCCAUCGACAAAAAGGCGGUCAAGGAAGGCUACGUCUGGGCCAUGACGGUGCGACCACUACCUAAACGAUUGGAAGCUGUUGUUGGCUAUGCUAAUAUCAAGGUGUGUUUGACAUGUCUCAAACGCAGUGAUACGGACCUAGAAUACCUUGCCCAUCCUGCUUAUGUGGGACCCCAACAACAACAGCAACACAAUAACAGUAGUAAAUAGUAAUAGUACCAGCAACACAACCGAAUCCAUAACAACCUUCAUCUAUGGUUUUUUGGAAAAUAAAAUUAUUU